Molecule: messenger RNA, 865 nt
Organism: Armigeres subalbatus
Lineage: Eukaryota; Metazoa; Arthropoda; Insecta; Diptera; Culicidae
Gene: LSm-4
Exons: 3
Coding region: 137-757 (206 amino acids)
Cellular component (GO): nucleus
Source: RefSeq, a predicted model, not a curated record
UCCAUCAGCUGGUGUUGUUUGUAUCUCACCAGGUUUUGUACUGAGUUUGAUUCUACGUCUAAAAUUAAUGUUAGUCUAAAUGUUUCAAUCAUAAAUCUGAUAAAUUUAGCUUCAGCGUAACAAUUUUUAAAGCGAUAUGUCCUCUAAUUUUAAAUAUUCUCUUCUAAAAGUGUAUAAAAAUUAUCAAAAAUAUGUUCCUGAACUGCAAUCGACAACUGUGCUGCGUACAAUAAUUCAAGUUUGUGUUCACUACAUUGAAACAAAAUCGUGCUCGAAGGACGUCCUGGAACGAGCCGUACAGAAGCUCCAGUCAUCGAAUCAGGAUGUACCGCAACACUUCUGUGAACUGUUUGCCGGCAUACUGCAGCUGAUUCAGCUGUAUCUGCGCUACCCUAAGGGCAUUGUCAAGGACGAUGAGCUGAUAGAAACGUUGAAAGAGCUGAAAUUCCGCGACGAUUGUAUCGAGGAUAUCGUCAAAGUGCUCAGACAGCAUCGGGACCCGCUGAGCAUUAACUAUCGAGAAAUGCGAAAUCUCCGUUCACCUCCCAGGAGGAUGGUUUGGAGAAUUAACAUUUCGUUCAUGGACAGAUCUUCUACUCGCCACCCCACGAUAAUAUUACACAUCCAAAAAACCGACGGAGAAUUUCUCAGCUUUGAACUCAGCGUAUCGAUGUUCCACAGACUUCGUUACAACGUUGCAUCAUUAUUGCAUGAACUGCAAACAUUGGAGAGGAGACAGAGUGUAAGGAAAUCAUAGGAAAACAAUUUUAUGUAACUAAUCACAUCAACGAUGAUAUUUUUUAUUGACUGGUAUAACAUUCGAUCACGUUGAACGGUUUUUCAAUGGAAUUGAAAACAUAAAGAA